Zygotorulaspora mrakii is the source of this 1953-nucleotide messenger RNA. It is a transcript of the gene HOF1, whose product is annotated as formin-binding protein HOF1. The coding region runs from base 1 to 1953 and encodes 650 amino acids. Gene Ontology annotation, biological process: cytoskeleton organization. The record is from RefSeq and is a predicted model, not a curated record. Gene Ontology annotation, molecular function: phospholipid binding; protein binding. Lineage: Eukaryota; Fungi; Ascomycota; Saccharomycetes; Saccharomycetales; Saccharomycetaceae. The transcript has a single exon. Gene Ontology annotation, cellular component: cytoplasmic side of plasma membrane; cell division site; plasma membrane.
AUGAGCUACAAUUUUGAACAAUGCUUUUGGGAUCCCUUUGACGAUGGGGUAAAUGUUUUACUAGAACACAUAUCCUCAGGAAUCAAAUCCUGUGACACCAUGGUCCAUUUCUUCAAACAGAGAAGCGAACUAGAAAAAGAUUAUGCGAGACGACUUGGUGCAAUCAGCAACAAAUUGAAUAAGGACAUUGAGGAAAAGCCAGAGUUCGGUAGCCUCUACAAAACCUACAAUACAAUCCUCAACCACGAGAAAUCAAGAGCUCAAGCACAUUCGAAGCAGAGCGAAGUAAUAAAUAGACAGGUUUAUUCCGAUAUUAAGCUAUUCGCACAGAAUUUACAAGCAAAAUACGUUACAAUAAGCAGUAAAAUCGAGAAACUCAGGCUGGAUAAAUACAAUAAAAAAAAGGGCUGCGAGGAAUUGAGCAAAAGACUUGAGGAAGCGCAAACUUUUGCUCGUGAUUUGCAGCUGAAUCAGAAUAACAUUAUUGGUUCAAGAAAGAUCGAACAAAACAGAAAGGAGCUGGCUAAAUGGGAAAGUAACAGCCAGGAGUUUGCAUUACAAUUAGAUGUUUUGAAACAGGAGUCUAGGGCGGCACAAAAAUUUUGGUUUAAAGAGUGGGGAAAUGUGACUCAUGAAUUACAAGAGAUGGAAAGUGCAAGAAUUUCUUUCUUACAGUCUAAGAUCCAACAAUACGCAGAAGCAACCACUGAAACAAGUCUUUUGGAACAAGCUAGAAUGGAUACACUUACGAAUCAACUAGCUACUUUCACUGCAGCAGACGAUAUUAGGGAUUUUUCAAAUAAUUUUGGUACUGGCAGAUUGAGAGAAAAAACUCAACCCAAUGCAAGCAGCUCGGUAACAGGAAACAUCAAAGAAAGGAAUAUCAGUUCUCAAUCACAUAAACGAGACUCUUAUGUAGAGAACAUUCGGAAACUUUCCGCCCAGUUACAAAGACAAGGACAAAAGUCUUACAGUAGGUCAGUGCACGAUAAAAAUUCCAAUGGGUAUGCAUAUCAGGAACAGGAAAAUAAUUUUGAGCAUCGAUCUCAGUUACAACCUAGGCCAGAGCCAGAGCCUGAGUCUCUGCUAGACUCUUCAUAUAAGGCCACAAGAAGAGAGAUUCGAGUAAUUGAGUCUCCUAGAUCCGAAAGAACUUCACCUGAUGAAGUUACCAGAUAUUCACCACCAGAAUUGAGAGUGGAAAGUCCGAAGGAGCAUAAGAAUGCAUACUCCUCCUCUUCGGCAAGCUCCUCACAACCAACUGAUUUCACUCACAUUAAAAAUCGUACAAGCUUUGAUUCCAUGGCAACAUCAGUCAGUUCAAUGGCCAGUAGCAUAGAUGAUUCACGGAGAUUCGCUAAAUCUUGGAACUCUUCUAAUAGAAAGAGAAAGUCAUUGAGCAGUAUUCAGAGACAGCAGUAUGAAGAACAACAGCAACAACGACAUUUAUCUCCUUCACCAAAUUCCACCGAACACACAUCUAGAGUCGAUGAAAACACAAAGAUGAGAGAUAGUAGUGCCAGCACUACUAUUGUUAGUCGUCCGAAUGGUGAAGAUUAUCAUAUUCGUCGAAAGUCUAUGAUUCUGAAGGAUUCCAAGAGUCCGAUAGAAGACGCUUUAUAUGAGAUGGAAAGAAUUAGAAGUAUAGGGAGCGGUGAUAUUUUUGCAUCAUCAGAGAAUGCAGUUGGACGAGUUAGAGAUAAUGGCGUGACUGUCACAUUGCCCCUUGUAACAAGUGACGGUGAAACGGUUAUCAAGUAUGCCAAAGCAAUAUAUCCAUUAGCAAACAAUGAUGCCCCAGAAGUUGCUCAUUUUCAGAAGGGAGAUUAUCUGCUGAUUACAUCUAUAGUGAAUGAAGACUGGUUUAGAGGUGAAGUUUAUGAAAACAACGGUAUAGACCGAAAUCACGCGAUUGGUCUAAUCCCCUUCAAUUUUAUCAAAGUAUUGAGCUGA